GCAUAAAUUAUAUCCCAGCCGCAGUCUGUAAGAAGCAUGCAACCAGACAAAAUGGAAUUUGAAAAUAAAGUGAUAUUGGUGACUGGCGCGAGUUCCGGCAUCGGUAAAGCGACAGCACUCCUAUUUGCUGAGCGCGGCGCUCGGCUCGCGCUCGUGGGUCGGGACGAGGCGAAGCUGCGCUCGGUCGCAGAGGAGUGUGCGAAACACCAGCUGCAACACCUGCACAUAGCGGCGGACCUGUCCACGGACGAGGGAUGCGAGAGGGUCGCUAAGCAAACUUUAGAGCAUUUUGGACGACUGGACGUGCUGGUGAACUGCGCCGGCGUGGCAGCCAUCACAUCGCUGGAAACGGCGGACAUGUCGUCGUUCGACCGCGUGUUCGGGACGGUGGUCCGCGGGGCCUUCAACCUGACCCGGCUGGUCGCGCCCGCGCUCAUAGCGACGCGCGGUUCCAUCGUCAACGUGUCGAGCAUCGCCGCCACCAUGGUCCACGUUGGCAGUCUGCCGUAUGGGAUGGCGAAGGCGGCUCUCGACCACUUCACGCGUUUGAUCGCCCUCGAGUUAGCCCCCAAAGGUGUGAGAGUGAACACCGUUAGUCCGGGAAUCACAAACACAUCUCUCCUUCAACGUUUGACCGGGCACACUGACGAGGAGCAUGCGGCCUUCCUCAAAAACAGCGAGGCGAGAAUCCCAAUGCGAGAAAUAUGCGAGCCGGCCGACGUGGCGCGUGCGAUCGCGUUCCUGGCCGGCGGGGACAGCCGGCUGGUUACCGGCGCCACCGUCAAGGUCGACGGCGGCCUGCAGCUCGUCGGUCUCGGAGAGAUGCUUAAGAACCAGAACGAGGAGAUGAGAAAGUGAACAU
Molecule: messenger RNA, 862 nt
Organism: Cydia amplana
Lineage: Eukaryota; Metazoa; Arthropoda; Insecta; Lepidoptera; Tortricidae
Product: 3-oxoacyl-[acyl-carrier-protein] reductase FabG-like
Exons: 4
Coding region: 37-858 (273 amino acids)
Molecular function (GO): oxidoreductase activity
Source: RefSeq, a predicted model, not a curated record